GCAGAGUCCCCGGGCGGGAGGCGCGCGCUCUGGGCAGCGCCCGGCCCUGGGCAUGGACAGAGGGAGCUGGGCGCGCAGGGGGCGCCUCGGGACCGGGCGGCCGGAGCGCUGAGCCAGACAAAGGCUCGGGAGUUGCGCUUGCUCUCAGGAGCCGGGCCCCGGGCGCCGAGGCUGCGGGACCCCGCGGCGGGCGGCUCUGGCCGGCCCUCUCCCCCGUGGGCCGGCUCCGCGCGCUCGGACCUGCCCUGCGCGCUUCUCCCCGGGCGUGGGAAUUUGCCGAGGGGACCUAAGCGGCUUCGGCGGGGAGCGGGACCCGGAGGUCUGCCGCGCGCCCGCCGGGCGGGGAGCCAGGGAGCGUCGCAAGUUUCGGAGCCGCGUGCGGGCACCCGGCGCCGGCGGGCGGGCGAGCCCCGCGUGCAGCGCUCCGGGCCGGGCUGGGCGCCGAGAGCAUGGGCAGCGACCGGAGCGCGCUCGGACGGCCGGGCUGGGCGGGCAGCCUCCUUGGCGGCCGGGAGGCGGCGGCGCGGCCGCGGCUACUGCUGCUGCUGCUGGUGCUUCUGGGCUGCCUGGGCCGCGGCGCGGCGGCGGAGGACGCAGAAGUCAACGCCGAGAAUUGGCUGCGGCUCUACGGCUACCUGCCCCAGCCCAGCCGCCACAUGUCCACCAUGCGCUCCGCCCAGAUCCUGGCCUCCGCCCUCGCCGAGAUGCAGCGCUUCUACGGGAUCCCUGUCACGGGAGUGCUCGACGAAGAGACCAAGGCGUGGAUGAAGCGGCCCCGCUGCGGGGUGCCGGACCAGUUCGGGGUGCGCGUGAAGGCCAAUUUGCGGCGGCGGCGGCGGCGCUAUGCCCUCACCGGCAGGAAGUGGAACAACCACCACCUGACCUUCAGCAUCCAGAACUACACGGAGAAGCUGGGCUGGUACCACUCGCUGGAGGCGGUGCGCAGGGCCUUCCGCGUGUGGGAGCAGGCCACGCCCCUGGUCUUCCAGGAGGUGCCCUACGAGGACAUCCGGCUGCGGCGGCAGAAGGAGGCCGACAUCAUGGUACUCUUCGCCUCCGGCUUCCACGGCGACAGCUCACCGUUUGACGGCACCGGCGGCUUUCUGGCCCACGCCUAUUUCCCUGGCCCUGGGCUGGGUGGGGAUACCCAUUUCGAUGCCGAUGAGCCCUGGACCUUCUCCAGCACUGACCUGCAUGGGAACAGCCUCUUCCUAGUAGCAGUGCACGAGCUGGGCCACGCGCUGGGGCUGGAGCACUCGAGCAACCCCAGUGCCAUCAUGGCGCCCUUCUACCAGUGGAUGGACACUGACAACUUCCAGUUGCCUGAGGACGACCUCCGGGGCAUCCAGCAGGUCUACGGCACCCCAGAUGGUCAGCCACAGCCCACCCGGCCCCUCCCCACUGUGACUCCACGGCGGCCAGGCCGGCCAGACCAUCGGCCCCCCAGACCCCCGCAGCCACCACCCCCAGGUGGGAAGCCGGAGCGGCCCCCGAAGCCAGGCCCACCGGUCCAGCCCCGAGCCACAGAGCGGCCCGACCAGUACGGCCCCAACAUCUGCGACGGGGACUUUGACACAGUGGCCAUGCUGCGUGGGGAGAUGUUCGUGUUCAAGGGCCGCUGGUUCUGGCGGGUCCGGCACAACCGCGUCCUGGACAACUAUCCCAUGCCCAUCGGGCACUUCUGGCGUGGUCUGCCCAGUGACAUCAGUGCUGCCUACGAGCGCCAAGACGGGCGUUUUGUCUUUUUCAAAGGUGACCGCUACUGGCUCUUCCGAGAAGCGAACCUGGAGCCCGGCUACCCACAGCCGCUGACCAGCUAUGGCCUGGGCAUCCCCUACGACCACAUCGACACGGCCAUCUGGUGGGAGCCCACGGGUCACACCUUCUUCUUCCAAGAGGACAGGUACUGGCGCUUCAAUGAGGAGACGCAGCGUGGAGACCCGGGCUACCCCAAGCCCAUCAGUGUCUGGCAGGGGAUCCCCACCGCCCCUAAAGGGGCCUUCCUGAGCAACGAUGCAGCCUACACCUACUUCUACAAGGGCACCAAAUACUGGAAGUUCGACAACGAGCGUCUGCGGAUGGAGCCCGGCUACCCCAAGUCCAUCCUGCGGGAUUUCAUGGGCUGCCAAGAGCACAUGGAGCCGGGACCCCGAUGGCCCGACGUGGCCCGCCCGCCCUUCAACCCCGACGGGGGUGCAGAGCCCGGGGCGGGCAGUGACAGCGAGGAGGGCGAGGAGGGCCACGAGGCGGGCCCGGGCGGCGGAGAGGGGGACUUUGGGGUGGGGCCGGACAAGGACGGGGGCAGCCGCGUGGUGGUGCAGAUGGAGGAGGUGACCCGGACGGUGAACAUGGUGAUGGUGCUCGUGCCCCCGCUGCUGCUGCUCCUCUGCGUCCUGGGCCUCACCUACGCCCUGGUGCAGAUGCAGCGCAAGGGCGCGCCCCGCAUGCUCCUCUACUGCAAGCGCUCUCUGCAAGAGUGGGUCUGACGCCCCGCCCCGCCCGCUCCUCACGGUGCUAGGGGGCCUGGGCUGGCCGUGGCGCCUGUGGUUCCGAGGUGGCUCCUGGGGCUCCCAGCAAGAGCCUUACAGCGGCUCCCUCAGCCCCUGGGUGGGGGCCCCUCCGGGCCUUCCAACAUCCCCGCCAGCCCUGCCUCCAUUGUUUAUUUAUGCCCAGGUGUCUUUUGUGUUUGCACACUAACUGAGCAUUUGUUUCUACUCUCCUGACCGGGGCAGUCCCUCAGGCCAGGGGGUUAGAGCUUUCUAAAUGUAGUUCUGCUCCAGACAGGGAAUUAGGCCCCCGCCCACCUCUGCCUGACCGCAGCCAGAGGAGCAGAGGAUCAGAAGGCUGAGUUGGGAGAGCGGAGGAAGAGCUGUGGAGGUUCUCCUGCCCUGGCCCUCCGCGCCCUGAGCCCCGGGGCCAGAGUGGGCUCCAAGGGCCCUGGAGACUGGUGGGGCCGAACUGGUCUCCAGCCCCCUGAGUCUCUCUGCCUUAGGAAGAGCUUUCACCCAGGGGCAGCCCCAGGCCGGAGGGGACAGCAGGGGGAGGUGGCCCACUGGCCGUGAGUCUGUGUUGAGUUCUGGCUCCUUCUCAACCCACCUCAGACAACCCCAGCAGCCCGGCUCCUUGUACCUGACAACUCCACUGCGCCCCUCCCAGCAAGGGGCCAGCAGUCCCCAGCUCCCACGUACCCCUUGAGCCCACACCUUCCCUUUCUCGAGAAGGGGCCCUGGGCCUGCCUUACCAAGGACCAAAGGGGGUCUCGAGGCCCCUCCACCCCAGGAGCCUUGCCCCCAGGCUGGGCUUCCAGCCCCCCUCCACUUUCUCCUUUCGGGGCUGUGACCUACCUGGGCUCCCUCCCUGGGCCCCUCCCACCCUUCCUCAUCCACAGCACUGUCCUCAGGGCUCUCAGAACCCUGCCAGCCUCAGCGCCAGCUGCCAGUGUCCCCGGGGGAGAGGGGGCUGAGGGGUGCCCAGGCUGGGGGUGUGGAUGUCCACAGCCCACCACACACCAGGCUGGGGAGCUUCCUCCCCUCCAGCUCCCUGUCCUCCAGCGCCCUAGGAGAAGGGACGGUGGGGAGGCCAGCGGCGCAUCCCCCCACGCAGACUGUGGGACAGGGCUGUGGAGCCCCCAGAGGAGCCCUGUGUGGCCUCGAGACUUGCCUCCCCCUGGGCUCAGCCCUGAGGGCGGAGAUGCUUCCUCCUCCUCCUUCCCAAAGUAAGCAGGAGGCGAGGCCGCCGUGGGAAAUGGUACUGUACAGCCGGCUGUCCCCUCUGCUUCCCUGCAGCCCUCAGCACGCGGCUCCACCACCCAGAGUCCCCAAGGCCCCCGGAGGGAGGGGCGUUUCAUGGGCUGGCCCCAGCACAGGUCCAGUAGCUUCCUCCUCCUCUGUCCUCAGAACCGGAGAGCCAGCCAAGGGGAGGGGGUCAGUGCCCACCCCUGUAUGUUUCUUUCUGUAAAUAAUCUGCACUGAUUAAAUUGUUCGGCCGGCGA
This is a messenger RNA of Diceros bicornis minor, 3991 nucleotides long. It is a transcript of the gene MMP15, whose product is annotated as matrix metallopeptidase 15. The coding region runs from base 450 to 2486 and encodes 678 amino acids. The transcript is spliced from 10 exons. The record is from RefSeq and is a predicted model, not a curated record. NCBI's taxonomy places the organism in Eukaryota, Metazoa, Chordata, Mammalia, Perissodactyla, Rhinocerotidae. Gene Ontology annotation, biological process: extracellular matrix organization; collagen catabolic process; proteolysis. Gene Ontology annotation, molecular function: zinc ion binding; metalloendopeptidase activity. Gene Ontology annotation, cellular component: extracellular matrix.